AUGGCACGGCUGCCUACCACUUCUUUCGCUGCUGCAAAUCCAGCGGCACAUACUGCUACCCUUGCAAUACUACUACUAGUAGUAUUGACCCGUCUUAUCGCAGUCAACGCGCAAGGACCACCACUUCCGUCAUCGCCACCACCCCCUCCCCCCCCACCCUUCAACAACAUCGCCAUCGGGAAGACCGUAUACGCAUCAUCCCAGUUUUCCAGCCAAUACGAUCCCGUCAAUGCCAUUGAUGGAAUCAUUCCUUCAGCGGGCAGCAACAGCAGCACCUUCAUCAGCGCAAGCGGUACGAGCGAAUGGCUAGCGAUCGACUUUGGUGAAGCGAUGACCAUCUCCAGUAUAGCUCUAUACCACCGCACAGACUGCUGCGCCCAUGAGGUUGUGAAUGCUGAGUUCAGGCUUGGAGGUGCCGCCGUUAUCCCAUCGGAUGCGACCAGAUACAUCAAUAAUUACCGUCUCGAUAAUGCAUCAUCCGGACCUGGCACGACUGGCGGCGUAAUCCUCCUUAACCUCAACCCGCCUAGGACCGGUCGCAUUCUUAUGGUUCGGAACAACAACUUCGACCCAAGCCCAUAUGUAAGGUUGGCGAUGGCGGAGCUGCAGGUUUACGGCAUGCCGGCAGCUUGCACGCUCCAGGUUCUGUACGGCGCUGGGUACGGUUUCGACUCCUCCACGCUGUCCACCAGUGACCAGCCCGACGAAGCGGCCUGCUGUCAGGCCUGCUACAGCAGCCCCACCUGCCGCUACUGGGACUAUGUUCGCAGUAGCCGUGUGUGCCGCCUCAAGACCGACCAAGGGCAGUCAGGGCAGCUCAUCCCUGGAUUCUUCUACCCACAUAAAGACCGAGUAGCGGGCGCGAAGAGGGGCCCCCAGGGCCCCAACGCCGCCAUCGCCCCACCCUCCCUAUCCCCCAUCACCCAAGCCCCACAAUCCGCCACCGCCGCCAAUAUCCCAGCCCUCCAGCCCGCCACGGCCACCAUCAUCGCCACCACCCCAUCCACCAAGCUCGCCAGCAUCGCCGCACUCACCCUAUCCCCCAUCGCCCCAGCCACCCAAACCAAUAUUGCUGUAGGCAAGAUGUCCUUCGCUUCUUCCAUCGCUGAUGAUGACAUCAGGCGUUAUGGCCCUCAGAACGCCGCGGACGGAUUCAUCAGCAGCACCGGGGUUGGCAUCUUCCGCAGUGGCGGUGGCAGUAGUGACCUAAACCCUUGGCUGUCCAUUGACCUGGAGGGGCUGUUCGCAAUCAGCCGGAUCGUGCUGUACAACCGGCGGGACUGCUGCGGCGAACAGCUCGUGAACGCCGAAAUCCGUGUGGGUGGCGCACUGGUUAGCAACAGCCUCACUGCGGCGCAGAUCAACCUUAACCAGCUUGUACGACGGGUGGCCGGGGCCAGCACCAGUGGCGCAAUCAUAACCGUCGAGCUGAGGCCCCCAGUCACAGGCCGCUACAUCACCCUUCAGAAUUUUGGAAAUAAUGCUACUGUGCGGGCGGCCAGCUUGCAAGUGGCGGAGCUGCAGUCACAAAGCCUGCAGCAGCACGGUGCUGGGUACGGCAACAGCGCCCUCGUACUAGCCACCAGCACUCAGCCUGACGCGGGUGCUUGCUGCCAGGCCUGCUUCUCCCGGGUCGAUUGCAUCCACUGGGACUACACACCUAGCAGCCAUACAUGCCACCUUAGGCCGGACAGCGGGCCCCGUCUUGACAUACAGAUGGAUGGCGACCGAGUCACAGGCUCUCGUAACGCCUUCAUGCCGUUCGGUCAACGGGUCAUUGCGUCCGCCUGGCAGUCAACCACCUUCUACCGGACCUUCUGGCUGUCAGCGGAGCAGCUACAGCAGCAGCAGGCUGCCCUUGGAGGUGUUGUGACAACGCCCGUUCUCAACCUCACCAUCAUUGCGGAUGACCUUGCGACUGUCUUCGUGAACGGUCAAGAAGUCGGCCGUACAGCCGUGUUUCCAGAACGUUCUGUCCUGCAGGUCUCGAAUCUGCGGCCUGGCCCCAACCUGGUUGUGUUGCACUGCAACAGCAUGGGGGGACUGCCCGUGGUGGCGGCCUCCCUGGCCUUUGGGGGGCCUGACGGCUCCAUGCUACUGCAGACGGAUCACACUUGGAACUGGCUGUAG
Volvox carteri f. nagariensis is the source of this 2130-nucleotide messenger RNA. RefSeq lists its product as uncharacterized. The transcript is spliced from 9 exons. The record is from RefSeq and is a predicted model, not a curated record. Gene Ontology annotation, cellular component: extracellular region. Gene Ontology annotation, molecular function: protein binding. Gene Ontology annotation, biological process: proteolysis. NCBI's taxonomy places the organism in Eukaryota, Viridiplantae, Chlorophyta, Chlorophyceae, Chlamydomonadales, Volvocaceae. Bases 1 to 2130 code for a protein of 709 amino acids.